GAAAAGAAGAUGCCCUAUGACGAGAUUGCGAGGAUUGCAGGCCUCCCGGAGGGGCAGGUCAAGCUGCUGGUGGAGAUGCAGCGAAGCCUUCAAGUGGUCUGGUACCAGUCAUUUCACAGACUGCUGGAGUACCCAGGUGGCACUGUCAGCGUCGAAGUCUCCAAGGAGGAUAAAACUUCCCUUGGUAAAGUCACCAUUGACUUGUCGGAGGUUGAAGAUGCAGAAGACAAGACCCUUCAGGUGCGGAAGGUUCUGGAAGGCCCCGGUGCAAAAGGGAGAGAAGUGGUCCUGGUCUUCGACAUCGAGCUCCAAGGGCUACAACGAUCCAAGCUGCAUCGCCGUCGCGGGCACCAGAGCUAUGCCGACCUCGGCAACACCAACCGAGGACGAGGACGAAGGACCGUCACGGCAUCGAAGAAGCCGAAGUCUGUGGAGCGAUCUGGAUCUGCAAGUAACGUGAAGUGA
Molecule: messenger RNA, 465 nt
Organism: Symbiodinium pilosum
Lineage: Eukaryota; Dinophyceae; Suessiales; Symbiodiniaceae
Source: the annotation of a GenBank genome assembly